Brassica oleracea var. oleracea is the source of this 564-nucleotide messenger RNA. Its product is annotated as glutathione S-transferase T3-like. Bases 1 to 564 code for a protein of 187 amino acids. The transcript has a single exon. NCBI's taxonomy places the organism in Eukaryota, Viridiplantae, Streptophyta, Magnoliopsida, Brassicales, Brassicaceae. The record is from RefSeq and is a predicted model, not a curated record.
AUGGAAUGCGAGUAUGCUGAGGCUGUAGCGAACUCUCCUUGGUUAGUGAAACCGGUUUCAAAGAGAAAGUGGUCAACAAAAGAGGACCUUGUGCUCAUCAGUGGUUGGCUGAACACGAGCAAGGACCCUAUUGUCAGUAACGAGCAGAAGGUUACUUCCUUUUGGAAGAGAAUUGAGGCGUAUGUUAAUUGUAGCCCUCUGCUCACUGGCUGCGUUCUUAGAGAAUGGAGUCAGUGUAAGCAGAGGUGGGGAAGGGUGAACGAGCAGGUCUGCAAGUUUGUGGAAAGUUAUAAAGCGGCAAUAAAGCACCAAUCAAGUGGUCAAAAUGAGGAUGAUGUCAUGAAGGCUGCUCAUGAGAUCUUCUUCAAUGAUUAUCAAGCGAAGUUCACCAUGGAACACUGUUGGAGGGAACUGAGACAUGAUCAGAAGUGGAAGUCAGUUUUUAAGUCAAGAGAUGGCGCCAAGGAGAAAAGGAAGGAAGCUGAGGAGGUGAUACCUGAGGACGAGGUUAGACCGCCUGGUGUUAAGGCUUACAAAGCAGCCAAACAAGAGACACGGUCAUGA